AUGCAUCGCAAAAUCGAUCCAGUCCCCGCAGAUUCGAUCCUGUCCCUGCUGUGGGGGAAUCGUCCGGAUGACCAAAGACUUCGCACUGGAAGAACUCUUGCCACUCUCAACAAAACAUCGUACUUGCAUUACCUUCAACUCCAAUACGGCUAUUUUACCCGACUUCACAAUCAUGACUACGACGAACUACAAAUAAUUGGGUAUGUUAUUAGCAAUAUUAAAUCGGGUGCAACAAAGGAGGCGAUAUUUUCUAUGCUUAGGUCACGCGCGGGCUUCAAAAAUUUUCCCGAUGAAAUCUACGAGGAUAUUCUACACUUGACUGCUCGAUUGCUCGUUAUGUGCAAUAUAGGGCGUUUAAAUAACCAAGCCAAUCCUCGCCAGUACCUAGAAUGGAAACUGGCAGAGAAUUUGCAAGGCGUCAUCACUGCCCAUUUUCGCCCGGAACCACAAUUACAAGAACGAAUGAGACUUCCAAAAAACUUUAAUGCAUGGUCGAUUGAAAGAAUUGGAGGUAUAUCUAUCCAAUUCACGGACAAUCUCGCAGAUCAUCUACUCCUUGUAAACGACGAUACGACUGUACUUGUUUUCCACCAUGUGUCCUUCUUGGAGCUACAGACGAAGAAGUCUCUUCUCCCCGAAACUCUCGUCGAUGAAACCUUUCGCACGCUUGCUCUACUCUUCCCACAGUCCGAGUUCAUGUCUACCCGUCGAGCGACGCGUGAAAGACGAAACUGGUUCAAAAAGCUCUGUCAAAGACAUCUCAGUGGUCACCAAUGUCAGGUGGAUGAUCAGCUUCUACGAUGUGGCACAUUGAAAGCGGAUGCACGACAGAUAGAAAGGUUUCAGUACUGGCGAGACCGUUUGGUGGUGCUCAAGCAGAGCUAUGAUGACGCCACACCAGGAAAUUUGACUCAAUGGUGGUUUGAUAGGAGAAAUGGUCCACAGUGGUACACGUUUUGGAUCGCCAUCACCGUGUUGAUAAUUUCAACUAUACUUGGCUUGAUACAAUGUGUCCUAAGCACCCUCCAAGUCUACAAAGCUUAUCAUCCAUCAUGA
Molecule: messenger RNA, 1056 nt
Organism: Clonostachys byssicola
Lineage: Eukaryota; Fungi; Ascomycota; Sordariomycetes; Hypocreales; Bionectriaceae
Source: the annotation of a GenBank genome assembly